AUUGCUAUGCCUCUGAUUCCAUCUUUAAGUAUUGCUCAGCUAUAUAUAGCCAUCAAAAUACCAAACAAAAUCAACAUUUCCUAAAGAAUAAACCCAAGCUCUUUCAUCUUUAGCUAUUCAUCUUGCUAUCUUACGUUCAACUUUACUUUUAUGGCUUCUGACAUUAUUUUUCUCAAAGCCGAGAAGCUCCGAAUACUUGCAGAACGCAUCCAUGGAAUUGAACGUAAAAACUUAGGGGACAUCCAAUUCAGGUCAACAACGGAGCAGGUGGUUUACCUUAGAAUCUCUAACUCCAAUCUUCAAUCCGUUGGGAGCCUUCUAGAUCAGAGUGGUGAAACAGUGAAGAAGUAUAAGAACGACACCGUUCGAGGUCCCAUUGCUGCUCUCCUAUUUACUUAUACAGAGACAUGCCUCAACAAUGCUCUGCAGAUCUUCAACAACUACACUCUCCGACGGGACUACCUCGACAAAAUCACCUCCCAUCUCCAAAACCUUACCAAACAAUUGGAUGAUUUGGACACUUCCAAUUCCGCCGAUGUUGCUUCUCUCACCGACCAAAUUGUGCAUUACAAUGAGGCUGUUAUCAACUACACCAAGAUGAGUGCAAAUUCUCGUGCUUCUGAAGAAUUCUCUAGGCGUCUCAGGAACAGCGGCAUUGACUUCCUCACCUUUGUCAAAAGAUAUCAAGCGAAUCUUGGAUUUUCUGGACCAUUUGAUAAGUUGACAGAUGAACAAAAGCUAUUGGUGUAUGAUGCAAUAAUAGAGGCUUCAGGUAGGGGAAAAGUACUGCAUAAGAAAGUGCUAAAGGCUAUUGCUUUGCCAGAAAGUUUCAGUGGCGAUGAAGAGAAAGAUAUAUCCAUUAUGGAUGUUGCUGGCAAAGCAAUGCUCCUGAAAAAUGCAGCAUCCAUAACAUGGGAUGUAUAUACAUCUGACCACCCAAUCAGAACCGCGACACGUAUUGCCAUUGUGGAAAUAGCUGAAAAAGGAGGGGCAUUGCUGGAAGACAUUGUCACAGCUGCGAUGGUAACAUUAGAAGUAGCAGAGGCAACAUCUCUGUUCGUUACAGGGGUUGGAUUUGUGGCUGGCUUUGUUGGGAGUUAUAUUGUUGGGCAAAUUGCUGGAUCUGUUUUCGAUGCAAUUUUCGGCUCCGCAGGGAAUGAUCCUCUGCCUAAUAAAGACCAUAUCUUCUAUGUAGCUGCUAUGCCUGAUGGCAAAGAAUUGGCAAGAAUAGUCGCCUGAAUUUCUACAUCAAACAAAUAAUCUAAAAAAGUGCUCUCUUGAGUCUCUAGCUACUGGACCAUCCUUUAUCUUAAAAAAAUGGAUAACUGGCACGUCUUGUGAUAAAAUAUCUGUAUGGAGAAUGUUUGUACCUGCCUUAUUUGCUACCUUUUGUCUUUGUUCUGCUUAUUUUGCUUCUAGUUUGAAUAUGUAUCAAUAAAAUAAUGUGUUUGAGUAAA
Molecule: messenger RNA, 1457 nt
Organism: Ziziphus jujuba (common jujube)
Lineage: Eukaryota; Viridiplantae; Streptophyta; Magnoliopsida; Rosales; Rhamnaceae
Exons: 3
Coding region: 151-1239 (362 amino acids)
Source: RefSeq, a predicted model, not a curated record